Molecule: messenger RNA, 1845 nt
Organism: Penicillium macrosclerotiorum
Lineage: Eukaryota; Fungi; Ascomycota; Eurotiomycetes; Eurotiales; Aspergillaceae
Product: putative RNA binding protein (Arp)
Exons: 4
Coding region: 1-1845 (614 amino acids)
Molecular function (GO): RNA binding; 3'-5'-RNA exonuclease activity
Source: RefSeq, a predicted model, not a curated record
AUGGCGGCCGUCUCAGCACCCACUCCGAAGCUGGAUCGCUACAUUGUCAUCCACGUUGCAACCACCUGCGACGAGCAUGGCGUCUAUGUCACCAAGGACUCCGCCGAGGUCAUUGAAUUGGGAUGGAUUCUGCUGGAUACCAAGACCUGCGAGGAGUUGCACCGUGAAAGUGUCCUCGUCAAGCCGGUCAACACUCCGAUCACACCUCUCUGCACCAGCUUGACCACCCUCACCUGGGAACACGUCCGCUCCGCAGGAACUUUCCGCGAUGCGAUCUCCCGAUUCGAUGCCUUCGCCACGGAACAUCUCACCAACCAGAACCUCCAAUUUGCCUUUGUGACCCUGGACUCGUGGGAUCUACGGGUGCAGCUGCCUCGCGAAGCCCGGGACAAGGCGGUUGUGCUGCCUGCAUACCUGCAGCACUCCCGCACCUUCGAUCUGCGGACCGAAUAUCAACGUUGGCAGACCCACCACCCUGAGUCUCUGCCCUUCGGUCCUAGCUCCCUUUCCAAUAUCUGUGCCGCUCUCGAAGUCGAACCGGUUCAGUCCUCAGCCCCUAUCAAGCACAACCUUCCCUUCCAUCUGCAAGCCCUGGCGCCCGCCUCGCCUCGCCGUGCCAUGGAGGAGUCCAUCACUCUCGCCCGCGUGCUUCGGGGUCUGAUCCGCAAGUCCCAGCCCGCCCAUGAACAUCCCGAGAUUCUGACCCGUCCGAUGGAUGCCCAUGCCGAUGUCCGGGCCUUCUUGGCCGAGCGAAGCAAGGUGCUGCACCUCAGCGGCCUGCCCCACGAUACCACUCAAUCGGAGUUGGAGAGCUGGUUUACUCAGUUCGGAGGUCGUCCGAUUGCCUUUUGGACUCUCCGGACUCCGGAUCAGCAUAAGCCCACUGGCACCGGAUUUGCCGUGUUUUCGUCCCAUGAGGAGGCUGCCGAGAGCCUGUGCAUGAACGGCCGCGCACUCAAUGAGAAGGCCAUUGAAGUGUCUCCUUCCUCCAGCCGUGUUCUGGACCGCGCCGCCGAGAUUCUCACUCCGUUCCCUCCGUCCAAGAACCGCCCUCGUCCCGGUGACUGGACUUGCCCCUCUUGUGGGUUCUCGAACUUCCAGCGCCGCACCGCUUGCUUCCGCUGCUCGUUCCCUGCGAUGGCUGCUGCGCCGGACCCCAUGGGCUACGGCUAUGGCUACGGCCCACCUAACAUGAUGCCGCCUCACAUGGGCCAUGGCCACGGAAUGGGACACUCUCGCGGCAUGCACGGUAACAGUGGUGUCGUUCCAUUCCGUGCGGGUGAUUGGAAGUGUGGUUCCGAGGGAUGUGGUUACCACAACUUCGCCAAGAACAUCAACUGCCUGCGCUGUGGUGCCCCUCGCUCCGGUGCCGCUGUUGUGGCCGAUUCCGCCUUCCCGUCCUCCAUGGACCCCCCGUCGCAGUUCGGCAUGGGCCCUAAUUCCAUGGCUAGUACCCCCGCCCCCGGUCCCUUUGCCUCGACCGCCGGUGGCUUCAGUGGCUUCACUCAGCAGUUCGGUGGUCCGCCCAACAACUAUGCUCUCCCCAGUGGGGGCCUGAGCAAUACUCCCGGAGCGUACCCGCCGAUGGGCCAGGUCAACUCGGGCUAUGGCUCAUCCAGCACUUCACACUCGGCCACUUCCUUUGCCAACCCUGCUACUCAGGCAGCCUUCACCGGCGCAGAUCACGGUGUGCCUUCUACUAGUGCCUCCAACGGUGCAUUUUAUGCCUCUGAGGGUUCCAGCGACCCUUUUGCCUUCCUGUCGACCGGGUUGGGUGGUCUGACUGUUUCUGAUGAUGCUCACUCUCGACGCAAUGGUGCGGGUGCUAACAAGUCGCCUGCUUAA